UUUGUACAGAUUUGCGUCUCGGGAUCGGUUGUACUUCCGGGGUCCGUGUCCCAGCGGUUCCCGGGCGGGAGAGAGGAGAUGGUCUCCAGAGCCGCUGAUCGGCUGCUGGUCGUCGUCUCGGUCCUGGAAGGGCGCUAUUUUCCAAAACGACCCAAGUGUAUGCUCAUAGUUGAAGCAAAGUUUGAUGGUGAACAGUUGGCUACUGAUCCCAUAGAGCACACUGAUCAGCCAGAAUUUGCUACAGAGCUGGCUUGGGAACUUGAUAGGAAAGCACUUCAUCAGCACAGGCUGCAGCGCACACCUAUCAAACUCCAGUGUUUUGCUUUGGAUCCUGUGUCUUCAGUUAAAGAGAAUAUAGGUUAUAUUGUACUUGAUUUAAGAGCUGUGCAGGAGAAAAAACAGGCACCAAAGUGGUAUCCUCUUCUUAGUAACAAGUACACAAAAUUUAAAUCCGAAAUACAAGUAGGUGUUGUUUUGGAGACUGAUUCAAAAGCACUGGUUGGUGGUUUUAAAGCAAAGGAUACACCUGCUAGAGGGAAGGCAUCUGUCCUUCUUUCUGGAAUAGACCCUAAAAGUAUUGUGCCAGUCUUGAAUGAAGAAGAGGGUUGUCAUCAAAUUGGACCACCGGAGCAUUGCAGAGACUACUUUGUCAUGUCUGUAACCAUUGCAUUUGCCACACAGUUAGAACAGCUAGUUCCUAGUACUAUGAAGCUUCCUGUACAAAGGCCUGAGUUUUUUUUCUACUACUCAUUACUUGGAAAUGAUGUCACAAAUGAACCUUUCACUGAUUUAAUUCAUCCAAACUUCGAGCCAGAAAGAGCUUCAGUUCGAAUACGUAGUACGGCUGAUGUCCUUAAAAUGUAUCUUUGUGGACAGUCAAAGUUGCAGAUCCAUCUUUGCUGUGGGGACCAGUCUCUUGGAAGCACUGAAAUACCCUUGUCUUUACUUCUGAAGAAAGGAAAUGUGGAGAUUGAUCAUCACCCUUUGGCAAUAGAAGGAGCAUUUGCCCUUGUUCCACCAAAUAGGACUAAGCAGAAACUACCACAGCUGCCUUUGGAUAUGACUCCUACUGUUGGGGUAUCUGUAACUCUACAAAAGGAGAGCUUGAGUACCCAGCCUUUUAUUCCCACAAAUGCUCCAACUGAAACUAAACAGCUACAGGAGAAUGUUCUUUCACUUUCUAAUGGAAAAACAGAAGCCCUGAAACAGAAAUCACAGAAUGCUCUAACUCAAGCUGACCACUCAUCUGUAGCAGAAAAUGAAGCAACAGAAAGUGAAGUGGAGAGUCUUAAGUCUGAAGAAGGCACAAAACCAAAGAAAAAGGGGCUCAUGACUGAGUCUUGCCAAGACAUUAACAAGCAGUUUACUGAAGGGCUUCCAGUUUUCAAGUCUCAGACAAGAGCAAAGUCACCUCUAUUGCCAGCUGAUAAUGAUCCAGUAGCAGCAUCAAAACCCAUCUCUGUGGGUGCAUUCAGUUGUUCUGAGCCAGUGUCAGCACAGAAAAUUGUCAUUCCAGCAUCCUCUCACCAUUUUUGCUUUUCAAUAGACUUGCAAAGUAUACGUGGUCUGGAAGUUGGUUUUCCAGUAAACUGUAUUUUAAGGUACUCGUAUCCAUUCUUUGGCAGUGCAGCCCCUAUCAUGACAAGCCCUCCUGUAGAAGUCAGAAAGAAUAUGGAAGUCUUUCUUCCACAGUCCUAUUGUGCAUUUGACUUUGCAACUAUACCUCGUCAGCUUCAAGAUACAUUUUGCAGAUUACCUUUACUGGUUGAACUGUGGCAUAAGGAUAAAACAGCUAAAGACUUACUUCUAGGAGUAGCAAGACUGCAGCUUUCAAAUGUUCUGGCUUCAGAAAAAAUGCGUUUCUUGGGUGGUAGUGGUGAACAAUGCUGGCGUCAGACUUGUAGUGAAACAGUCAGUGUCACAGCAGCACAAGGGUCAGGCAACAAAAUAGCAGAGCUUUCAUAUACUAUCACUUUGGAAGACUACGGGCUUGUGAAAAUACAAGAAGUUCUGGUGUCGGAUUCUUCUCAAUGUGUAGGUGCUGAUCAACAACGGCACGUUGCUCAUGCUCAAUCUCAUUGUGCCUCUGAAAACCAUCCACAACCUCGAGAAACUCUUGAAUACAAAGCAGCACUGGAGUUAGAAAUGUGGAAGGAAAUGCAAGAGGACAUUUUUGAAAAUCAGCUUAAAGAGAAGGAAAUGGCCCAUAUGCGAGCACUUGCAGAGGAAUGGAAGAAAAGAGACAAAGAGAGAGAAGCAUUAGUGAAGAAGAAGGUAGCAGAAUAUACUGUUUUGGAAGAACAACUUCAGAAAACCCUGAGAGAUCUAGAUAAGCGAGAACGACAGCUUUUUAUCGCUGAGUCAGAGCUUCAAAGAGUAAAGAAGGAGUUGCAAGCAGAGCAUGAACGAAGUCUGCAGGAGCUACAACUUUCUGUACGACGAGCCAGAGAAGAAUGUUCACAUCACAUUGAGCUAGAAAGGUCAAAAAUCAAACAAGUGGAAGAGGACAAGCUUCGCUUACAGCAGCAGCUUUAUGAGGCAGAAAAUAAACAUAAAAUUUUGGAGAAGGAGUUCCAGGAGUACAAAGAACAACAAAGCAACAAACCAGAAAUUCAGCUACAAUCUGAAAUAAAUCUUCUCACUUUAGAAAAGGUUGAACUUGAAAGAAAGUUAGAGUCAGCUACCAAGUCAAAGCUUCACUACAAACAACAAUGGACAAGAGCUUUGAAAGAACUUGCAAGGUUAAAACAGCGUGAACAAGAAAAUGCGAUGGCUCACCUUAAAAAGCAGCAACAAGAGCUGGAGCACAUGAGGUUGCGCUAUUUGGCAGCAGAAGAAAAAGAGCUGGGGAAAACAGGCCGACAAGAGCUGGAGGAUAUCAGAAAUGAACUUAACAGGCUAAAGCAACAAGAAGAAGAGAGAAAGCAGCUGCAAAAUGAUAGAGAUAAUUCUGCUGGUAGAGUGGACAGUCUUCAUUCUAAAAAAUUAAAUGAGGGCAUAGAUGAUUAUCUCUCUCGUCUGAUAGAAGAGAGGGAUAUCCUGUUGAGAACAGGAGUAUAUAAUCAUGAAGACCAUAUUGUAAGUGAACUUGAUCGCCAAAUCAGAGAAGCUAUUGCAAAAAGGAACAUCACUGAGUAAAAGCACACAAACUUACGAAAAAGAGCCAAAUUUGGGCAGAAUGAGUGACUUCUAUAAACUUGUACUACUUUGCAAAAUAUGCAAGGUCAUGCUAAUUUUGCACGCUUUUCCACCUGUCUUUGAAGUGUAUUUGCAGUGUGUUAAGUGUGGUUUGAAGUUUUGUGGGGAUAAUGACUACUUUUUAAUGGUUUUAUACUUACAUGUGUGUAAAUAUAUUUAUCUUGUGUACUUUUUUUAAUACGUUUUCUACCUCUAACUAGGUUUAUUUGUAAUAUUUUUAAUAUUCAGAGUUACCUGGUCAAUACUGUCAUAAUUUCUUGCCACUUUUAGAAAGGAUCUCAUUAGAUAGACUAGGGAAGAUUGGCAUUAGCUGUGUUUCCUGACAAAGCUCUUAGCUCUGAAUCAAAGUGCAGCACAGAUCAAAUGCCACUUUUUUAGUAUAUCACAAAGUAAUUAUUUUGUGCUUCUAACUGUAGUUUACAUAACUAAACUCUAUAGUAAAUGAGAGGAAGAAACUCUCAAACCUUAAAAACUGAAGUUGAAUCAAUUAUUAAACUAACCUGUUGUCCAGGAUAAAAAUCUCUUCAUUACCUAGAAGUUUUGCACAUAAGCCUGUAAGGGUGAACUCUGGAGAGCAAAUAGCUAGUUCAGACAUCUACAUGCAUUCUCCUAUCAAUCCCUAAUGAGGAGAGAUACUUGAAGCAUUAAUUGAAUGAAUUUAUACACCUCAAAUUCUGAGCACAUACAUAAAAUUAGAGCUUUUCUAAGUAAAGACGCUUUAAUCAAGGCCUAACACUGUGCAGUUACUUAACAUAUUUCAUAGCAUGCUAUAUCAUUACCUACUUAAAUUGCAUGUAUGGUUUUCUUUGAUUGGGGAAGUAUGAGCAUGGCAGUUUCAAAAUCUUAACUGUUAGAAGAUAAAUUCACAAAAAAAGUUAGUUUCAUAGCUGAAAAUUGUGUUGGUUUCCAGCCUUCAUUCUGUUUCAGUGAGUUUAAAGUUAUUUGUGUGGAUGUAGCUAAUGCUUCUUUCUGUUCUUUCACUAGGGUUCUUUUGUCUGUCCUGUAAGCACAAAUGUUUGUUUGAGUGUCAAGUACUGAAAUCAUCUUAGGAUUUGUUUCUUGUAGGAUAAACAAGGAUAGCAGUGCAAAAGUUCUCCUUUUAUUUUAAUUUAUUUUUUAUUUUAUGUAAAAAUCAGUGAACUGAUGGACAUAGCUAUAUACAUGUAGGCUUUGUAGGGUUUUUUGUUUUAUUGUAUCUGGCUUUGCCUUUAGGUGCAUUAGUUUUCCUCCUUCCUUUCAUGGCCAUAUCCCUUGUUAAAUAAACUUUAAUUUCGGCUCUUUAAAGUUUUUAAACAAGCUGUGUAAACAGAGGUCAUAUUAUGAGAGGAAUUAUCACUUUGUAAGAACAGACUUUGUAAGAAAUGUUGUUUUAAUACUUGCACACUUGGUUGUAUUUUUCCUCUGCUUAAGAUGACUGCUAAAGCAAAUAACACUUUCGUAAGUCCCAUACGAACCCAUUAAAAGUACCUCUACAGUAUUUUUACAUGAUAGCUUUGUCAUAUAACUGCUGCAUGAUCAUCUGCAAUUAUUGUGAAUGGACCAGAGAGCUCCUAUUUUGACAAGAAGUCUGGCCACGGUGGUUUUCUUGAAAUGCUUGCUAGACGUGUAGUUUCUUCUUCAAACGCUGGAGGGUGCCUUAGACUUAAAGAUCACGAAGAUUGUGUUAACAGAAUCUUCCCAACUGGCGACUUUUUUGAACCGGUAUUCUUUCACUUCAGGUGUGCUACUUUCUUUAAUAAAAAAAUCAAAUUUUAAGUAAA
This is a messenger RNA of Pogoniulus pusillus (Red-fronted tinkerbird), 4958 nucleotides long. It is a transcript of the gene CEP120, whose product is annotated as centrosomal protein 120. Gene Ontology annotation, biological process: positive regulation of centriole elongation; centrosome cycle; interkinetic nuclear migration. Lineage: Eukaryota; Metazoa; Chordata; Aves; Piciformes; Lybiidae. The coding region runs from base 79 to 3138 and encodes 1019 amino acids. The record is from RefSeq and is a predicted model, not a curated record. Gene Ontology annotation, cellular component: centrosome; centriole. The transcript is spliced from 21 exons.